Molecule: messenger RNA, 1609 nt
Organism: Suillus bovinus
Lineage: Eukaryota; Fungi; Basidiomycota; Agaricomycetes; Boletales; Suillaceae
Exons: 2
Coding region: 117-1352 (411 amino acids)
Source: RefSeq, a predicted model, not a curated record
UCGUUCCACACAGUGACGAUGAAGGGAGUGAUGCUAGCACGGAUACCCAACAGACCUAUGCGCAUCCCGACUCACACCAUGUACAACACCCUCCAGAGAGCCCAGCGUUACACAGGAUGCCAGUUGAUCAACAAGAUAUCCCUGACGUCGUACAUUCCGGGGAGCAUACAUACAGCCAUGGAAGCCCUCCGCCUCAGAAUAUCAAUAUCAAUAUGCCUCCGCAACCGGCUCCAGUCCCUCAAGUAGGUAUGGCAGAUCAGCCCGCGCCAAUGCAACAUGACCCAAUGCAACAUGUCCCAAUGCAACCUGUCCCAAUGCCGCCCAUGCAAUAUGGACCCGCUGGGCUACCACCGCCACCCAUGAUUGGAGGGCCUGAUCCCGGACACGUGGUAAUCCACCCACCACAACCAGUAUUUGCGCAGCCUAGGCCCAGAUCCAGAUCCAGGUCCAGUUCCGGGAGAGGUGCAGUGGUCAUACAACAAAGCCCUCCUCAGCAUUCGCCUGGCCAUGUCAUAAUACCAUCGCCGACUGGCGAGCAUGUCGCCAGAUCUCCCACUCGGGAAUUUGUUGGUGUUACUCCUUCAGGUGGCGGCCCUGGCCCUGGGCCAGUGGUGGUGACGGUACCUGCUAGUCGAGGACAUGUUUCGCGUUCACGAUCUCGGUCUCGGUCACCUCGUAGGCAUUACCGCGACAGGUAUCCAUACGAUGAUCCUUAUUAUCGACGAGGUCGACAUCCUGACUCUCCUGAUUAUCAUUACCCAAGACAUUGGGAUGACCGUCGACGCCGAUCCUACUCACCUGAAUAUCGCUACCGUCCUCGCUAUCAUGACGACUACUCUCCCGAGGAUCGCCGCCGACGCAGAGGGCCGCGCGAUGACUAUUCGCCAUCUCCACGAGGAGGCGAGAGAUAUAGAGAUGAUGACCGCCGUCGUCGCAGACACCCCGAUUCACGCUCUCCCACACGUUCAGAAGAAAGAGAGCGACGCAGAGAUGAUCAUACCCCUCGUCGCAGACGGUCCAGUGACGAAGAAGAUCCCCACGGCAGACGUCCUAGUCAUGACGAAGGCGAUGCCUCACGAACUCACAGAACUCCCACUCAAUUUUCAGAGGCGGAUGCUGGCCAUCGCACACCCAGUCAUAGCCAUCACACACCUAGUCAUGGCCGUCAUACACCUAGUCAUGGCCGCCAUACGCCUAGUCAUGGUAUCCCUGGUUCUCCGCGGUUUGAGGAACCUCCGCGGUCACCAACUGUCAUUAGGAUUGAACAACCAGAGCGACACCCUGACUCACCCACCGGCCGACCAGUGAUCAUAACUCCGGCAGGUCUAACGACGUCCGAUGAGCCCCAAUAGUCAACUUCAACAUGACCUGCGUAAUGCCCCCGAUGGAUACAUUCCAACCGUACAUUCCUCACAUCGGAUACCUUCUGUAAGGGACGACGAUGGACAGCCACACCAUCGAAUACCUUCAGUGAUGGAAUACGAACUACCACGGCAUCGAUCACCUUCUGUAAGGGAUGAUGAUAGACGGUCACACCAUCGAUCACCUUCUGUAAGGGAUGAUGAUAGACAGCCAUACCAUCGAUCGCCUUCUGCAAGGUAUGACGAAG